Molecule: messenger RNA, 1431 nt
Organism: Folsomia candida
Lineage: Eukaryota; Metazoa; Arthropoda; Collembola; Entomobryomorpha; Isotomidae
Exons: 3
Coding region: 180-1094 (304 amino acids)
Source: RefSeq, a predicted model, not a curated record
CAAAAAGGUUCUCAUUACCACGCUGCCUUCUGCUCGACAGUCAUCUCCACAUUUUUUAUUUUGCAACAGUCCGACAUAAUUUUUUAUAAUUUUAACCAAGUUUUAAGAAAACGAAUAACUACAUAACUUCGCAUAAAUAUCCGUCAAUUACUUAAAUAACAGAUACCGACACUGUCGAAAUGAGGGCCCUGUUAGUUUUCCUGUUCAUAACCGUAGUUUCAAGCGACAUAAAUAUGGCGACAAAAUUUAAAUUGUUUAAUCCAGCAAAAGCGGACGGUAAAACGGGGGAAAUUUUGUGUAAUGGACGAACCGGUGUUGUAACUGAAACAACGAGAUCUUUCCAAGACAAAAAUUGUUGGGACUUCAUAAAUUUCUCAAAAUCCAAGUGCAUCGAUGUGUCACAAGUAAUACGCAGGCCGUUCUCUGUAAUAGAAUUGCAAGGUUGGGAUUCCGUUCAACUUUUCGAAUCGGACGACUGCUCCGGCGAGGAUCGCUUAUUGAAGAAGGACGCGAUCGAUUGUGAUCAGCAGAAGCGAAGUCCAGGGGGUCAAAAAACAAAUUACUGGAAAUGCAAGGUCUCCCCUUUCCGAUCAAUUGCGGGAUCCUCAUAUUCCCAAAAUUCGAGUUUUGAAAAUGAACUUGAGAAGUGCACCCCAGCGGAGGAGAUGGUGACGCUACUGUCCGUUGACUACUUAAAAGGCACCCUGCCAGCCCAAGCCUCUUAUACGGAACGGGUCAUAUCGGUCUAUAUCCAACCUAACGCCACAACUCAAAAGGGGGCAGCAUCGAACACUUCGAAUGAGAAUGGGGGAGAAUUGUCCGUACCGAUGCAGAAAAUUUUGUCCGUUAGACAGAGAACUCGUCUAGCUAACAAACUUCGCGUAAACUUAUCGGGAUCAAAGCACGAUUGGAAUUCUACGGAUGUCAGCACAAUUCUCCAGGAAAAAACUAAAACUAGAAAGCUUGUGAUUUCCCCAGGCGUCAAGACCAUAAUCGAACAAGUCGUCGGCGUUUGUGGGAAUUUUAAGGUGUACACGGAUCAAUUCAUAAGACAGGAUUUAUACGUAAAUGGGACUGUAUUUGUGAGUAGAUAAAUAAUUGUAGGUUGGAAAACGUAAUUUUGUUAACUAUUAAAAAAUUCAUGGUAGAAUAUGUACUCAUAUUUCGUUAAAUAUUUCAAGCCAAUUUUCUACAUGUUUUAAUUUCACAUAACAAUUAAUUUGUAAAUCUACUUAGUUUUUAUAUGUAGCAGAUUAUUAAAUAAGUCAUUAUUAAGUUUACGUAAGUUCUAAAUUUUAACAUAAUGCAUGAAUUUAUUCCAAAUAAUUAAGUUAAAUCACCAAUUACAUAUCAUUUAACAAACGAUUUCAUGCCGCUGACAAUAUCGACCGCGAUUAGAUUUAAUAAAUGUAUCUCGAGUCCAUACAUAAG